Molecule: messenger RNA, 5103 nt
Organism: Carya illinoinensis
Lineage: Eukaryota; Viridiplantae; Streptophyta; Magnoliopsida; Fagales; Juglandaceae
Product: pleiotropic drug resistance protein 2-like
Cellular component (GO): membrane
Molecular function (GO): ABC-type transporter activity; ATP binding; ATP hydrolysis activity
Source: RefSeq, a predicted model, not a curated record
GUGUGUGUGGGGAAUAGGAAGCCUGCAAAGUUUGGUUGGAGCUGGGAGUUGGAACUGUCGUAGGCCUGCACUGCAUGCAUACCGAGCUAGCCCUCCGUGAAUACUACCACAUCUUCAUUUUGACCCGAAUAUGCGUUGAUUUUCGCUUCCCUUUCGGUUCACCCUCCACUUCUUUCCUCUCUCACCAAAAAUUCCACCACCGCCACCCUUUCUCUCUCCCACCAUUUUCUCUAAAUAAAAACCACUUAUAAUCAGAAAAUGGUUCAGAGCGAGCCAGAUAGAGCUGGUGAAUGGCUAGAAGAGCCAGUUCUCCGGGGGAGUUUGUUUAGCAAUUAGCAUAUGAGAGGCCCAGUACAAAACAAACAUCUCGUUUGCAAGAGGAGUUCAGACAACGGAUAGAAUACAAGAAAUACUACUUUUACUCACUCGUAUGCUUACCUUGUAACUCUCUUUGGUUAUCCAACGUAGCGUAAAGAACUUUAACACAGUAAGCGCUCAGCUCCAAUGGCGUCGGCUUUGGCGGGAGACGAUCUCGCCCGGUCGACUAGCAGUAAGAGGAGCUAUACAUCGGCUAGCCGAAAGAGCUGGGCGUCGUCCAGCUUCCGGGAAGUAUGGACCCCGCCGAUGGACGUGUUCAGCCGUAGCGGGCGGCAGGAUAACGAGGAGGAGGAGCUGCGAUGGGCUGCCAUCGAGCGGCUGCCGACCUACGAUCGGCUAAGGAAGGGGAUGCUGAGGCAGGUCCUCGACAAUGGUAGAGUUGUGCAAAAUGAGGUGGACGUCGCCAAUCUUGGGACCCAGGACAAGAAGCAGUUGAUGGAGAGCAUACUCAAGGUUGUGGACGAAGACAACGAGAAGUUUCUUGGGAGAGUCAGGGAGAGGACUGACAUGGUGGGGAUUGAGAUUCCUAAGAUUGAGGUUCGGUAUGAGCAUUUGUCCGUGGAGGGGGACGCGUAUGUCGGGAGUCGAGCGCUUCCUACUCUUCUUAAUGCUACCUUGAACACAAUCGAGAGGAUUCUCGGAGUGGUUCACCUUGCUCCACCCAAGAAAAGAAAAAUCCAGAUACUUGAGGAUGUUAGUGGAAUCGUCAAACCAUCGAGGAUGACUCUACUUCUGGGUCCCCCAGGCGCAGGAAAAACAACAUUGUUGCUGGCGCUUGCUGGGAAACUCGAUGACGAUCUAAGGGCAUCUGGGAGAAUCACCUAUUGUGGUCAUGAAUUGAGUGAAUUUAUUCCUCGAAGAACUUGUGCUUACAUUAGUCAACAUGAUCUUCACUAUGGAGAAAUGACUGUCAGAGAGACGCUGGAUUUCUCAGGACGCUGUCUAGGGGUUGGUACAAGAUAUGAAAUGUUGGCAGAACUCUCAAGAAGAGAGAAAGAAGUGGGAAUUAAGCCAGAUCCUGAAAUUGAUGCAUUCAUGAAGGCCACAGCCAUGCCAGGUCAAAAGACUAGUUUGGUAACAGAUUAUAUUAUCAAGAUACUUGGACUGGAUAUCUGCUCGGAUAUUAUGGUUGGAGAUGAGAUGAGGAGAGGUAUCUCUGGUGGACAGAAGAAGCGUCUGACAACUGGGGAAAUGUUAGUCGGACCGGCAAAGGUUCUUCUUAUGGAUGAGAUAUCAACAGGGUUAGAUAGUUCUACUACUUUCCAGAUAUGCAAGUUCAUGAGGCAAAUGGUUCAUAUUAUGGAAGUGACCAUGGUCGUUUCUCUUCUACAGCCAGCGCCAGAGGCAUUUGAUCUUUUUGAUGACAUUAUCCUACUUUCAGAAGGUCAGGUUGUCUACCAAGGUCCUAGAGAAAACAUCCUUGAGUUCUUCGAGUUCAUGGGUUUCAAAUGCCCAGAAAGGAAAGGGGUUGCUGACUUCUUGCAAGAAGUAACGUCCAAGAAGGAUCAAGAACAAUAUUGGUUCAAGAAGAACCAACCUUACAGAUACAUCUCGGUUCCUGAAUUUGCACAGGCCUUCGGUUCUUUCCAUAUUGGCCAACAGCUUGCAGCUGAUCUUAGCAUUCCUUAUGACAGAGCUAGAGCCCACCCAGCUGCAUUGGUGACAGAGAAGUAUGGUAUAUCAAACUGGGAACUAUUCAAGGCAUGCUUUUCAAGGGAGUGGCUGCUAAUGAAGCGUAAUUCUUUUGUGUACAUAUUCAAGACUACCCAGAUAACAAUCAUGUCGAUAAUUGCCUUUACAGUUUUCCUUAGAACAGAAAUGCCAGUGGGAUCUGUAUUGAAUGGAGGAAAGUUUUAUGGGGCACUAUUUUUCAGCCUGAUUAAUGUGAUGUUCAAUGGGAUGGCAGAAUUGGCAAUGACUGUUUUCAGGCUUCCUGUCUUCUAUAAACAGAGGGAUUUCUUAUUCUAUCCUGCUUGGGCUUUUUCCUUACCUAUUUGGGUCCUCAGAAUCCCUCUAUCAUUCGUAGAAUCAGCAAUAUGGAUCAUUCUUACAUACUACCCGAUUGGAUUUGCACCAUCUGCUAGCAGGUUUUUCCGACAGUUCUUAGCAUUCUUUGGCAUACAUCAGAUGGCACUGUCCCUAUUUCGGUUCAUUGCUGCAGUCGGAAGAACACAAGUUGUUGCAAGUACAUUGGGUACCUUCACCUUGCUAAUGGUUUUUGUGCUUGGAGGGUUCAUUGUCUCCAAAAAUGACAUUGAGCCAUGGAUGAUAUGGGGCUAUUAUAUUUCUCCUAUGAUGUAUGGGCAGAAUGCCAUAGUAAUGAAUGAAUUUCUUGAUAAAAGAUGGAGUGAGCCCAGUACUAAUGGAGCUACAGUUGGACAAGUCCUGCUCAAGUCCAGAGGCUUCUUUACCGAUGAGUACUGGUUUUGGAUUUGUAUUGGAGCACUUUUUGGAUUUUCUCUUCUCUUCAACCUUUUAUUUAUUGCAGCAUUGACUUUCCUUAAUCCUUUGGGUGAUUCAAAAGCAGUCAUUGUGGAUGAGGAAAAUGACAGGAAGAAAAAGAAGUCAUCCGCUGGACAGCAUGGAGCGGAAGGUAUCAAUCUGCCUGUGAGAAGUUCUUCAGAAAUUGUUGAUGCUUCAGAUAAUAGCCAAAGAAGAGGAAUGGUUUUACCCUUCCAACCUCUUUCACUUGCAUUUAACCACGUGAAUUACUACGUGGAUAUGCCAGCUGAAAUGAAGACUCAAGGGGUUGAAGAAAAUCGCCUUCAAUUGUUACGAGACGUUAGUGGUGCUUUCAUACCAGGGGUACUGACAGCGCUUGUGGGUGUCAGUGGUGCAGGGAAGACAACCCUUAUGGACGUGUUAGCAGGAAGAAAGACGGGUGGCUACACUGAAGGAACCAUUAGCAUAUCCGGUUAUCCUAAAAACCAAACAACAUUUGCCAGGGUUUGUGGUUACUGUGAACAGAAUGACAUUCAUUCACCAUAUGUUACUAUCUACGAAUCUCUCCUAUAUUCAGCUUGGCUCCGUCUAUCUUCGGAUGUAAAGACACAAAAACGAAAGAUGUUUGUAGAAGAAGUUAUGGAAUUGGUUGAGCUUAAACCACUGAGAGAUGCACUAGUUGGCCUUCCAGGGAUAGAUGGUCUUUCAACAGAACAAAGGAAGAGGCUGACAAUAGCUGUGGAGCUGGUUGCUAAUCCUUCUAUCAUCUUCAUGGAUGAACCGACUUCUGGUUUGGAUGCCAGAGCUGCUGCUAUCGUUAUGCGUACAGUUAGAAAUACAGUGGAUACUGGAAGAACUGUUGUAUGCACUAUCCACCAGCCUAGCAUAGACAUUUUCGAAGCUUUUGAUGAACUAUUGCUAAUGAAAAGAGGAGGACAAAUCAUUUAUUCCGGACCUCUUGGUCGCCAUUCUCACAAGCUACUAGAAUAUUUUGAGGCUGUACCAGGAGUUCCUAAGAUCAAGGAUGGCUAUAAUCCUGCUACAUGGAUGCUUGAAGUCACUGCUCCGUCAGUUGAGGGACAACUUGAUGUGGAUUUUGCCGAAAUUUACGCCAAUUCCUCACUUUAUCAGAGGAAUCAGGAACUCAUAAAUGCGCUCAGUACUCCGGCAUCAGGCUCCAAUGACCUCUACUUCCCAACCCAAUACUCCCAACCUUUCCCUGUUCAGUGCAAAGCUUGUUUUUGGAAACAAUAUUGGUCAUAUUGGAGAAACCCUCAGUACAAUGCCAUCCGUUUCUUCAUGACAAUAGUCAUUGGUGCAUUAUUUGGUCUUAUCUUCUGGAACCAAGGAGACAAGAUGGCCAAACAACGAGCCAAACAACAAGAUUUGAUGAAUCUAUUGGGAGCCAUGUAUGCUGCAGUGCUUUUCCUUGGAGCUACCAAUGCUUCUGCGGUGCAGUCAAUUGUUGCCAUUGAAAGAACAGUUUUCUACCGCGAAAGAGCAGCCGGAAUGUAUUCCCCACUGCCUUACGCAUUUGCUCAGGUGGCCGUAGAGACAAUUUAUGUUGCAAUUCAAACUUUUGUUUAUUCUCUUCUUCUUUACUCCAUGAUCGUCGAAUGGAAGGCAGGCAAAUUCUUGUGGUUCUACUACUACAUAUUCAUGUGCUUUGUCUACUUCACCAUGUAUGGAAUGAUGAUUGUUGCACUGACACCGGGCCAUCAAAUUGCUGCCAUUUGUAUGUCAUUCUUCCUCAGCUUCUGGAACCUGUUCUCUGGUUUUCUACUUCCCAGGACGCAAAUCCCAAUUUGGUGGAGGUGGUACUACUGGGCUUCUCCGGUGGCUUGGACACUGUAUGGUCUGGUGACCUCUCAAGUGGGUGACAAAGACACUGUCCUUGAGAUUCCUGGAUCCGGAAGCAUGCCAUUGAAGACAUUCCUUAAAGAGGAGUUAGGUUUUGAUUAUGACUUCCUUCCAGUCGUUGCCGUGGUCCAUCUUGGCUGGGUUCUCCUCUUCUUCUUUGUGUUUGCCUAUGGCAUCAAAUUCCUCAACUUCCAAAGAAGAUAACCAACUUCAGUUCACACGUGCUAGUCUCAGAAUUGCCUGUACAAUAGUAAACCAAUUGUAUAAGUAGUUAAAGACGUGGAAACAUUAUAGUUACAUUUUUUCUUGGGGGUCAAUUUUUUUCAUAACGAGUAUUUUCAUUCUUUUAGUCAUGAUUAUGUAUAGGCAAUCAAAAUGUUUGAUAUCAAUGUAAGCUAAUGAAAUGACAUAUAUGUUCGUGAA